UAAUUUCUUCGAACAUAUUCUCAAGUAUUAUAAGAGUGCGGAGGAAAACCUAACAAGGUUUAGGGUUUUGUUCUGUAGUGGAGAGGGGAGGUGCCGCCGUCUCUCUCGAACGAGCUUCGAUCUUUCGGCAAUCGGAGGCGAAUCGGCUGACUCUGAGCAUACAAGAUGGAUACACAAGUGAAGCUUGCAGUUGUGGUCAAAGUGAUGGGGAGAACAGGGUCGAGAGGUCAGGUUACUCAGGUAAGAGUCAAGUUUUUAGAUGACCAAAAUCGGCUCAUUAUGAGGAACGUGAAAGGGCCUGUUAGGGAGGGCGACAUACUCACUCUGCUAGAGUCGGAACGUGAAGCUAGGCGGUUGCGCUGAUGGGUCUGUUAUCUUUUUAUUGGAAAUUUUGGUAUCCUACGUUGGCUGUUCUACGACCAUAGGAAUCUUCAUGAUACAGUUGCAGUAGCGUGGGUAUGGGUGCUCCUUCGUUUAUGUGCUGAUGUUGGAUUAAGUUUUGAUGUUCAACGACUAGUCCUUUUUAAUUCGUCUGAUCUGAAUACAGUUUUGUGAUGAGAAACUACUUGAAGUUAAGACUUUCAGUGGCAUAUUACAGAAGUCGUAAUACAUUUAGUUUUUAGUUUCUGCUCUGGUA
Messenger RNA from Nymphaea colorata (pocket water lily), 637 nucleotides. Its product is annotated as 40S ribosomal protein S28. Lineage: Eukaryota; Viridiplantae; Streptophyta; Magnoliopsida; Nymphaeales; Nymphaeaceae. Gene Ontology annotation, biological process: ribosomal small subunit assembly; maturation of SSU-rRNA; translation. The coding region runs from base 166 to 363 and encodes 65 amino acids. The transcript has 2 exons. Gene Ontology annotation, cellular component: ribosome; cytosolic small ribosomal subunit. The record is from RefSeq and is a predicted model, not a curated record. Gene Ontology annotation, molecular function: structural constituent of ribosome.